Messenger RNA from Striga asiatica, 1302 nucleotides. The record is from the annotation of a GenBank genome assembly. Lineage: Eukaryota; Viridiplantae; Streptophyta; Magnoliopsida; Lamiales; Orobanchaceae.
AUGCAGGAGGAAAUCUUCACCGACGACGACUUUAGCGACCCGGAGGUCGAGGAGGAGGAGGAGGAGGAAGUAGAUGACCCAGAAGAGCAAGAACAUCAAGGACCCGACCCGGACCCGAUUAAAAGAUCCAGAAGCAAAGCCCUGCUCGAAUUCCGCUUCCGAGUCGAGGAAGCCAUAGUUGGAGACUACCUGUUUGCGAAAAGUCCCAAACGAAAUCUCCCCAGAGAAAACGCCAGCCUUUGGGGGAUCCCACUUUUUCCUAGCGCCGGCCACCCUGGCACCGACAUUGUCCUCACGAAGUUCCUCAAAGCUAACCGGUAUAAGGUUCACGAGGCCUUCACGUCCCUCCGCAAGGCCCUGACAUGGCGGGCCGAGUUCUGGGCCCACGAGAAGCCCGGAGAGGAUCCCCUGUUGAGGCCCGAGACUAGCGGCCUUUGGUUUUCCAGCGGUAGGGACAAAGAGGGUCGGCCUCUGUGCUACAGCAUUUGGGGCAAAGAGUCACAGAAUGCAAACUUGGCCUGUGCUGGCGGGAGGUACAGUCAGCAGUAUCUGAGGUGGAGGGUGAUGUUUGUGGAGAGGGGGAUACGGAGCCUCGAUUUCAGGCCCGGAGAGGCCCACUCGAUCGUGCAGAUCAUUGAUCUGGAGAACUCGAUGAAGCUUGCGAAGAAGGAGGUGAAGAUGAUCUACAGGAAGAUGAUUAGCUUGCUUCAUAAUUGUUAUCCGGGCAUCGUCUAUAAGAACUUAAUCAUCAAUGUGCCAUCAUGGUUUAUGACCUUCAACGCUAUCAACCUGCGGCUCCUCACGCAAAAGAGUAGGAACAAGUUUAUUUUCGUCAAGCCGUCAAAAGUCACUGAGACCCUUCUCAAGUAUGCCACGCCUGAAAACAUUCUAGUCCAAUAUGGAGGCUUAAGAAGGGAAAAUGACACUGAAUUCUCGACGGAUGAUAAAGUUCUUGAAGUGAAUAUCAGAGGAAGUUGGAUAGAAUACAUUCAGAUUCCUGCUGGGUUUACUGUAACUUGGGAUGUAACCGUGGUUGGAUACGAUGUUUUGUACAAAGAAGAAUUUAUACCUGAUGACGAUUGCUCGUACAGAAUCUUGCUGCAGGAGAAGAAAAUGGGAGAGAGCAUAAGAAACUCAUUUCACGUAAGGGAGCCCGGGAAAAUCCUCAUGACCAUAAUCAACAGCUCGUACACGAAGAAGAAGGCUUUCUAUAGGUAUAAAACCAGACCCACUGUACCUAUGUAUGUGUCAUCAAGCAACAAGCUUUUUGUGACCCCAAACCCCAUUUUCGAGUUGCUGUGA